AAAAAACUUCGAGUUCGACUUGUAAAUUUGUGAAUACCAUUAAACUUAAUUUUCUUACUAAUCCAGCAUACUAAUUUACAGUUAAUGCAUGUAAAGUAUUUGUUAAAGUCACCAAGAAGUGAAACAAAAUAAGGAAUCACAAGAAAAUCUAUAAAUUGUGUGAAAAUUUCAAUAUAAUUGAAAUAAAAACAAAAACAUUGCCGGCGAUUUGUUAAUUAUGGCAACAAAUAAUGCUGUUACUCGAUCAAACUCAUUUAAUGAGGCAUUUUUGAGUGAAUCGUAUCAAGAUGCCAGUACAAUAAUUACUGAUUUGGACAAAGGCUUGAGAUCUCCAAAUAUUGGUGAGCAAUGUGAAGCACUAGUAAGAUUCCCCAAGCUGUUUGAGAAAUAUCCAUUUCCGAUAGUUAUCAAUUCUAAUUUCCUAAAAUUAGCUGAGUUUUUCCGUGUUGGAUCUAAUUUAUUCAGAUUGUGGGUAUUAAGAGUAUGCGAACAGAGUGAAAAGCACCUCGAAAAAAUAACUAACGUGGAUGAGUUCGUUAAACGAAUCUUUAUGGUAAUUCAUUCAAACGAUCCGAUUGCACGGUCAUUAACUUUGAGAAUUUUGGGUUCUGUUGCUUGCAUAAUUCCCGAAAAGCAACAGGUUCAUCAUGCAAUUCGUCGUGCUUUAGAUAGUCAUGACAUGGUCGAAGUAGAAGCUUCAAUUUAUGCAAGUGCGCAGUUUGCGGAACAGUCAAAAACCUUCGCAAUAAGUAUGUGCUCAAAAGUUGCAUCGAUGAUCGAGUCACUUCAAACGCCAAUUAAUAUGAAAUUACAAUUGAUUCCUGUAUUAAAGUACAUGUAUCAUGAUGCAAAUACAGCUGCAUUAGUUAAGACAUUGUGCAUAAAUUUGCUUCCCAAAUAUCCAUCAGAAAAUUUUAUAUGCGUAACGUUGCAGUCUUUAACGGAGCUAAGUUGUGCAACUUUAGUCGAUAUUCCAGAUCAAGUUAAUUUGCUUAUUGAUUAUCUACAAGAUCCACGACUGAAUGUAAGAAUUCAUGUUCUUCAAUUAUUGCAAACUUUAGCUGAAAAGGGAGCUCACUUAUGGCAAAUUAAUUCAGUCAAUAAUUUAAUAUCUGUCGCUCAAACAACUAGAGGAAAUGGACAGGAAAACAGCAUGAUGUUAAAAAUUAUUUUGACACUCACUAAAUGCCCAUUAAUUGCUGGAUCAAAGAAGGAAGAAGGAAGGAUUCUAGAACUUUGUACUGUAUGUUUUAAGACUGUAAAUCAUAAAACAAGCAGUCUGGCAAUAGAAAUUUUAACAAGUGUUGUGACUUACUGCUACAAUGAGAAAAUUUCACCGCCUCAAUCGUACUUGAAAGAAAUCCAUACACAUCAUGAACAGCUGAUAAUGUCAAGUUUGAAAGACGAAGUCCACAUUCGUGAAUUGACAAUGUACAUUAAGUGUGGCGUGCAAUUGGCGGAGAAGAAUGAGCUGUUUGCGAUGGAUUUUACAAAAUUGGUCGGUAAAAUUUUGACAGAUGAACAGCAAUUGAGCCAAAAACAGUCGGAACUUAUUUGCGAGACUUUAGGGGCAUUAUGUAGUCAUUUUAUGAAAGACAAGUUUCAGCACGUUGCAAAAAAGACAUCAAACGAGACUAUGGAUGUAGAUGAAGUGACAUUAAAUCCAUUUUAUGACCUUUUGCCUAGUCUGUUGAAGAGACUCGAGAAUCUCGUAUGUCCAAAAUUCAAUCCAAAUGAUUCUCAUUUUAUCGAAAUUCUUGCUGCUGUAUGCUUACAAUCGAUGAUGGGUGUUCAUAUAACACAGGACAUGUAUGAUGUAUUUAAGAAAGUCCUUGGAAUUGUGAAUAAUUGGAGUCAAUAUAGAAUAGCUCGAUCAGCAUCUCGUUUUGGACAUCCAUUUAUAGCUACGAAAAUUUAUCAGAAAUUAUCAAAGGAUGUCUCGCAGGAACGUUAUCACUUCUACUUAUCUGGUUUAUCACAAAUAUCUACUGCUGAAUGUAUCCUUAUUUAUGGAUAUGAAUUCGACGAACUUGAAGUGAAAUUCAAUGAAAUUGAGCAUGAUGAGAAUCAAAUGAAUUUGAUACAGCGUCUUGAAAAGUCUGUUGCUUUAUACUGGAAAGCCCUUGCUAAUCUUAAAGCUGCAUCUUCGCACAUCCAUUCAUUAUCAUUUCAAACUGAGUAUGUUUGGCUUCGUGCAUCAUUUUUGGAAGCUUUAUUAUCCGUCGUGAUUGCAAGAAAUACACAAUUCAUCACUCCACCUCCAGCUAUUGCAUCUACAUUCGCACAUAAUACACGCGAUCCAUUACAGAAAUUUGGACAUGUAACAAAUCAAUUUAGGAAGUGUGUAAAGUCUCUGAAAGUAUGUGAAGAUAGCUACUCAAUGCUUUAUAAAUCAGCAUUUGAUGCUGAUCCGUGUUCGUUGGAACAACUUGAGAUCAUGCAACAUAAGUGUGCAUUACUUGGAUAUUCUUUAGAGAAUAUAUGUUUCACGACAUCUCAGGAUCAGGAGAAUUUGAACGUUCCGACACAAGGAAAUUAUCCAGAAACGGCAUUUACAAUGUCAAUUUGUAGAAAGAUUUCAAGAGAAUUUGAAAAGCUUCCGCAGGAACAAAUAAAGACAAUUACAAAUGUCCACACAGACUCGAUGCUUAAACAAAUCGAAAUGGCUAUAAAAGCACCAAUUUGCAUUCCUCGAUUCUUCUUCCAAGUCCAACAAAUCACGUCUAUUAAAUUGUCAAUGUCACCGUAUCAACGAGUAGCUGGCGAAGCUAUUUUAGUUCCAAAUGGACAUAAUUUGGUAGUAAAAGUUGAAGGAGUUAUUCAAAAUGCUGGGGCUAAGCCAUGCCUUUAUAGAUCAAUCGACUCUGUUCAAUUGACUUUAACAUCUCAGUUAUUGACACCUAGACCCGUCGAUAUUAAGCCAAUUAAUGAUGUCAACACAUUAGUGCAAAUCACAAAACCUAAGAGAGAAUUUUUAAGUGCCAAUUUCCUGCUGUCACUAAAUCAGCCAGUUACAAAUGAGGGGAAGCAAUGGCAAGUCACACUUGACGCUAAUAUUAUUGACGAGAAUGGAGUUUUAUGGAAUACAUUAGGGCCAAAGAACACUCUUAUUGUUCGUGUGCCAGCAGAGAAUUCAAUGAACACAAUGGGAUUUAAGAAGUAGUAAUGAUGAUAUCCGGAACCUGAGGCCGUCUUAAUUCACGUUUCGUGUUUCGCAACAACUUUUCACAAUUCUGUAAUGAAAAAUAAGUUUAAGGAAAAUAAAGUAUAAGAUAUUUAAACGAUGAA
Chironomus riparius is the source of this 3288-nucleotide messenger RNA. The record is from the annotation of a GenBank genome assembly. NCBI's taxonomy places the organism in Eukaryota, Metazoa, Arthropoda, Insecta, Diptera, Chironomidae.